Molecule: messenger RNA, 152 nt
Organism: Rotaria sp. Silwood1
Lineage: Eukaryota; Metazoa; Rotifera; Eurotatoria; Philodinida; Philodinidae
Source: the annotation of a GenBank genome assembly
AUGUUUCCAUUAAGUAUAAUUGUUAUUGGAAAUGUAACACUUGUUAUUCGUGUUCUUAUUCAAAAAGCACAAAUGAAACGUCGACAUCGACUUGGUUUAUGGCGAAAUAACUUUCGAAUGAUUAGUCAAUUGAUGUUUAUAGCUAUUUUAUA